GGGGAACAAGAAUUGGACAUCAAGAGAGUAUACUGCGGCUCGCCCUCUCUCUCUCUCUCUCUCUCACACACACACACACACACACACACACACAUUUUCAGAAGAACUGGAUCAUGAGGCUCUAAAACACACACCCACAACAGCAGCAUCACUGUGCUGCACCACAGAAAGAGACCAGCUCACUCUCACUCUCUCUCUCUCUCUCUCUCUGUGUGUGUGUCUGUCUCAUACACAAACACACAUAUAGACAGACACGUGCUGCAGGGGAAGAUCUAAGUGUUGGGUCGCUGAGCAUUCAGGUUCCUCCUCCCCUGCUUUCUUUCUCACUCUCACUCUCUCUCACUCCCUGUUCACCUUGUCUGUUCCGGCUGUAUGGUUUAUUGUUGCGUCAGAGCCAAAGAGAGCCAGCGAGAAGCAUGCCAGGGGAGAGCAUUCACAGAUCUGUCCCCACCGACAAGCACCCUGAGUCGGGGGCUGAGGAGACAGGGCUCCCUGGACCAGACAUGACCAGACACCCGUCUACUGAUUCCACGCCCAGUGACAGUGGAUCCUCGCCCAGUGACAGUGGGUCAAGCCCUUCUCCCAGUACUCCUCAGAAACUACUCCCAGCAUGCACCUCUCCGUUUGGCCCUCGGCUAUUUCAUGCAACAUCUAGCUCCUCUGGUACUCCAAGACCUCAGCCUGAAGGCUCUGACCAUCGCCACACACCUAGACUUUCUGGAAAGUUAGGUGGUCAUGGACCUUGUGGCCGCCAUAUCCCAGUUAAGAUGGAACGAAUCAAGGUCCUGACUGGUUCUGAGGUGGAGAGUGACUAUCAAGAACCACAGACCAUUGACACAAGAGUGGUGAUGGGUCAGGAGGCACGGCUCAAGACAACAGAAAUCCAGAAAGGGAAACCUCCAGUCGGCCCAAGUGGUCAGGGAAUCCCUGCACCUACCAGUCUACCUAUUCCGAGCUUUUCAGAUCCUCAGGCACAAGUAACAGAGACCCAGGUGGAAACCAGUAAGGAAGGAGGCCAAGUACAAAGCCAACAAAAACCACAAGACCAGGAAAAAGACGCUGUACAUCCCCCUACCACACUCCCUUCCUCCUUACAAAGCCCCCUACUCCCUGCUCCUUCCUCUUGCCCAGAACCAGUCACACCUGAAGACAGUUUGAUAGAAAACCAAGAAGAGAGUCAAACACUCUCUCAAGAUGAAGUGCCUUCCCCGUCUUUCUCUGAGCUGGUCUGUCCGGUUACUUUGUCCUUCUCCGAGCCUAAUUACGCUGUUGACCCACUACGAGUGGGUGUGCCCUCAUCUCUGGACCCUGACCUGUACUAUACUGCACCUUCCACGCCAAUCAAGAUGGCGUCCCGCUCCUCACACCUUAAGCAUCAUUCAUAUCCUGGUUCUCCAGCCUGCCCUCUCUCACCUGGCUCUCCUUCAGACAGCGAGGACCUCUGUUCCCCUCUCACUUCUCCUUCUGGCUCUUAUAUUACAGCAGAGGGGGGUAGCUGGACAUCGUCUUACACAUCUUCCACAUCGCCUUCCACCUCUCCAAACCUGCUCCUCACAGAAGAAACACAGGAAGCUCCUGCUUGCUUUGUGGGCUCCUUAUCAGAAAUUGGAGAUGAAGUUGGGGAGGAUAAAGGGAGAGGAGGAGCAGAACGGGAGGAAGACAAAGCAGGAGACUUCUGCCUCUGCCGCUCUGAGGAUUAUGGUAUUAAUUCACAGACGGGCAUAACAGAGACAGUGAUUUUAGAGGAGGAGGAGGAGGCUCUAAAAGGGGAAGAGAUCACGAUUACCAGAGAAACUUGCCGCCCUUGUUGGGUAACUGAUGAUACAUCCCCUUUAAGGAGCAGUAGCAGCCGGAGCAGUGACUCCCAGGAGGACGGAGGAGAGUCUGAAAGCUCCCUCUGCCCAUUGGAGGAGGCCACCGCUGGGCCAGCAGAGUAUUCGAGGUCUAUGCAGACUGGUCUGAAACUACAAUUGGAAGCAUGUAUAUCAGAGGAACCUUACGGACAAUUAGAUGACCAUGCAGAACUUGCCUCCACUGCCUUGACUCCUGACACUGAGAACAUGACCAUGGCUUCAUCCAGCCUUAGCCCCGACUCACCUGUCAUCCCCUUGGAUGCUUUUUGUUCUGGAGCCUUUGACAGACUUGGCCCUGGUUCUUUCAUGUUCUCCCAGGCCACUUGUGCUGAUGAUAUACCAGAAGAAGAAAGAAUGAUCCCUGCCUCCCUCAUCUCAUUCCCACUCCACACAAGCCUUAUUUUCAGAGCAGAUUCAAUGGAAAUCACCCUUUUCCCCACAGAAGAUGAGAAUGAAAUAGGGGAAAUGAAUGACAGAAAUGAAAGGAAAGAUGUUGAUGCAUAUGCAGCAGGAGAGGAGGAGGCUGAUGUCGAAGAUGACGAUGAUGACGAUGAUGAUGAAGAGGAAGAUGACGAUUAUGGUGAUGACGACGAUGGUGCUGGCACUGCUGAUGCAAAUGAUGAAGAAAAUAAUGAUGACAUUGGUGAUGACUAUCAUGAUGAAGCAUGCGAGGAAGCUAAGGUUGAAGUGAAAGUAGUUGAAGAAGAAGACCAGGAAGAAGAUGAUGAAGAGUGUGAUAGCAAAGCAGUGGAGGAUCCUACAGAUGAAGACAGCUCAGCAUCUUUUCUUCAUUCCCUUUCUGAAACAUCCAUUAAUGAAGGGUUGGAUGAAUCUUUCUGUUACCAAGAUGACACAGACGACUCAUUAGAUUCAGCCUCUUACAAUGGAGAAGAAGAUGAACGUCUGUACAGUACUGAGAGACAUGCACAAUCACUGGAACCCACCGCUAUGGACACACUUAACCCAAAUGAAGUUCAAACAGAACCUGAACAGGAGUCUACCACUGGCACAUGUCAUCAAGAAUCCUUGCACAUUAAACUCAAAUUAGAGGAUCCUCCUGAGACAGCCUGCACCUCUGAAGCCUUUGCAGGAGAACUCAAAGGCAAAAAUCUAGAAGCUAAAACUCUGAAUGCACCUGAAUCUGCUCAGACCCAAUCAGAACCUGAGAAAGAAUCUGCUGAUGAAAUAUGUCAUUCAGAGUCUAUGCACAUGCAAGCAAGUCCAACAGAACCAGUGGAUGAGAGUAGGACUGAAUGUGACAUGGAUAUCUCUGAGUCUUCCAUCUCCCCUCCCCCACCAAAUGAGACCUCAGACCUCAACUCAACCACACCCACUGGUACUCAAGCUUCCUGUGCUCCUGAUUUCCACACUUCUCCUUCUGCCACUGCCUCUGUAGCUUUUACAGAUUGUACAACAGACACUCUUGCAGCAGAACUAAUUCCAGAAAAGGUUGAGGAAAAUCCCCAGCUUAAAGAUAUACAUUUAGAACAGAGCAAUGAUUAUCCAACAGAGGAAACCACAAAUGAACCAGAAAGAGACUCUUAUAAAUUGCUAAUUAAGCCUCGUCAUCAUCAGCCAGAAAGCCGCAGGACUAUAGAAGCAGGGAGGCUUUUAUUAUCGAAGUCUUUCUCCAAUAAGUCUGAUCCUCCUGUGCGAGCAGAGGCUAUCUUUAAGUCCAGUAUUUACAGGGAGUCAGACACAGAGCUUGACCAGAAGAAUGGGAAUGCUUCAGCUGAGUCUAUGAGCAUGGAGUGUGGAAGUACUGAUUCUGGUCUGUCUCUGAAUAUAGGGAUGACAACUGCCACCAACGACUUGAAUAAAGGAGUUCUUCUUCUCUCUUGUCCUAAAGAUGCUGGUACCAACCCCAGUAAUAUUCCUGUGUCUGCCUCUCCAGAAGUCACAUCUGAAAUUUCAGACAAUUUAGCUCUUAGUCCCGAACACUGUCCUGGUGACUCGGCCCAGGAGAACCUGAGAGAAAACACUUUGACCACAGAUGAGGGAGCGCUUGCAGCGAUGGGAUCUCCUUCACCCUUGGCCAUCUCACCCAAAAGGGAAAACUCAGAAACAGAUAAGGAAAUAGGUAUUGGAGCUGGGGCAUGGUGUGGUGACAGAAUGGGCUUAGACUUAGGUUUAGGAUUCGGAUCACAGUCUGAGUUUGGUGUCUGGGGAGCAGGAGAAUCUCUCUCUCUGUCUCUUGGAAAGAGAUAUGAGCUGGAGGCAGACAGUCUGCUCAUGUGUGACACAAAGGGUCCAAAGACGCAGUCGUGUGAGGUUCCCAACAUUAGCAGCGAAGUCUACAAAAAUUACGACAACAUUCUGGUUUCUGUUCUGGAUGAGGAUGAUAACAACAGCCUGUUUCAAAAGAGGGACAGAAUGGUGGAUGAGGAAUUGAUACGAGAGACAGCUUCUGAGUCAAAUUUGGCCAGUUGGAAGUCCAUUGAGGAGAUCUCAGAAGCUGGAGGUGGAGAGGAUGGAAGUUCAGCAUUUCCUGCUGAUGAUAUCAGUAAUCUUCAUCCAGAUAAUGGUGGCGAUUACACAGACACACAAGUGCAAGACACUUGGAAGAGUUCUAAAGAUAACAAUGACUCUACCUUUGGUUCACUGAAGUUCGCCAUGCGUGGAGGUCUGAAUGCUCUAUCAGAGGAGGUGAGACCUCAAAGUGUGACUGUCAACAAUAGAGAGUCUGUGUCUAAUAUUCCACUUGAAGAGAUGCAACCUCAGGCUUCUCACAUAGUCCCUAAAGAAGAAAAAGUUUCAACGGACAGUCCUAUAAAUGAUCACCACAGCAUCAUUUUACCUAAAACUGAUAUGGGUAAAACUGUAACAAGUCAACAUUCCUGCUCCCUAGAAAAUGCCAAGUCAAGAUGUCAUGGUAAUCCUGGCGGUCAGACAAUCACUCCAGAGAUUAAUACAGCAUUUUCUUUACUACAAGGAUCAUUCGGUUCCUUUACUCCCAAAUGUAAGUCUAAUGAAAGCAGAUCAAGAAGAGGUUGUCAAGACAAGGUGGAGAAUAAUGCCCAGUUACAACAAGGGAAAGAGCCCCAGAGUGAAGGCCAGAGAAAAGGUGAUGUCAGCCAAGUGACAGACAGACUUGUUGAUGAACCAAAGACUAAAGAGGCCUUCAGAGGACAGCAGUUUGAUGUGUGUAACUCAGGGGAAGAAGGCGGGGAGUCAAAAGGAGAAGAGAAAGCAAAAGAGGGAGGCAGAAAUGAAGAAAAGAACAAAAGUGAAAGACCAACCUCUCCAGUACAGAAUGACUCAGAGCACUUUGAUUGUCACACCCCUAAGGGGGAACUUUGCACAGAUAAACCGAUUGCUGCUAAGAAGGGGAGGAGAGGGAAGCAGAACAAGAACAGGGCUUCCCAUACAGGCAGCCCUCAGGACUCAAGCCCUGCAUCUGCUGAUGACCCAAAGAAACCCUGUUUUGCAUUAAAAACUACAACUGAUGGAUUGUCAGAAGGGAUCGCAAACCGUUCGAAAACUAAGCGAGACCAAAAACCGGACAAUAAAGCUGUGUCUUCUGGAGAAUCUGAUUCACAGAUCCAAAAGGACAACAGUCCCACUCCUGAUGUCAAAAAUUCUCCCCAUGAAAACUGUAAAUCUACCACAUGUAUUCCAGAUAACCUCAAUGUUGUGGUGGCAAAGAAUCAAGACUUACAUCUGCCACGGCGAGAGCUCGACAACAGACCACUAUCUGUUAGUCAGAGGGGAAGCACAGUGGACAUAAAUGACAACAACAUAAAUACUGGGGAGUGCUCAUCUAACCAGGACUCCGUAUUCUACUCUUUGACUCCACUUUCCACCUCCCCUGCUGUGUUCUCCUCUGCUCUUGCUUGUGCCUCAACAAAGCCAGAAGAUGAUCUCCCCACACCUGUGCAGGAAUCCCAGCCUGUCCUUUCAGCCCGUCCACAGUCUACACUGAGUAUGAGUCACAACACUUCGACCAUAUGCUCUACCUCCUCUACAACCCACCAAGCCACUGUUUCACAAUUUCUUCCAAAAACUAACCACCAAGAGGCCACUGUUGUCCAUUCUACAUCAACCACAUCUGCCAUGAGUGUCUCUCUGCCUUCAUCCUCCUCUGCAUCACCACUCAGCCUGUCCCAGCCGACCCAGGAGUCCUCUACAUCUGGGUCUAAAGCUCCAGGUUCAGCAUGUGUAUCCGACUCUGCUUCCCUAUCACAUUCUCAGUCCCAUUCACAGCCUAAUGCCAAUACGCAGCCUCACAAACCCAACAAGAAAGGUCGUACAUGGAGCACACAAGACAGGUACAGAGAUCCCAGCCUCGCCGAGGAAGAGACGGACAGCGAGGAUGAUGGCGGACUGCCUCGACGUGGCCACAGAUCCCAGCCCAGAGGAUUAACAGGAAAUAGAAAUGGACCUGUGCCGAAAGAGUCUGGUCUACCCAGUCACAAAGAAAUCCAGCCUUUCUCUUCCCGUCAGAUAACGGACAGACAGACAGGAUGUCCAAUCAAUCACAGCCACAAGAAUUCAGAGCAAAGUGAGAUGACCUUCAAAAACAGUUGUUCUGUUGUGGCCUCGUGUAAUGAGUCUGAGAGUGAAGGGUCGGUGCCUGAACUAGAGGAACCGGAGCCACUAAGGCCAUCAGAACAUCAGUCUAUCUCCUCUGCAGAUGAAGGACUGAACAGACCAAAACAGAGCCGCAGUGAAAAGAAGGCUCGAAAGGCCAUGUCCAAACUGGGUCUGAAGCCAGUCCAUGGUGUGACCAGAAUCACCAUCAGGAAGUCUAAGAGUAUCCUGUUUGUGAUCAGCAGACCUGAUGUAUUCAAAAGUCCUGCAUCGGACAUUUAUAUUGUGUUUGGUGAAGCCAAGAUUGAGGACCUAUCUCAGCAGGCUCACAAAGCAGCUGCUGAGAAAUUCAAGGUGCCUGUGACCUCCUCUCCUUUGGCUCCCCCCGCCCCACCCAGCCUUACCAUAAAGGAGGAGAGUGAAGAGGAAGAAGAGGAGGUGGACGAGGGAGGUCUUGAGCAGAGGGACAUUGAGCUGGUGAUGGCUCAGGCCAACGUGUCACGAGCCAAGGCCGUCCGUGCACUGAAACACAACAAGAAUGACAUUGUGAAUGCUAUCAUGGAGCUGACCAUGUGAGUUGUGAGGACAUUCGAGUCCUGAAUCCUCUCCAGCCUAUAAAAGCCUAAACGCCACUGACUCUUCUGUAUCGCUGCUACUCUAUGUUGCAUCCCCAGUAUCUGCUAAAUAAAGUCUGUUACAACGUGG
This is a messenger RNA of Sphaeramia orbicularis (orbiculate cardinalfish), 7088 nucleotides long. It is a transcript of the gene nacad, whose product is annotated as NAC alpha domain containing. Bases 417 to 6959 code for a protein of 2180 amino acids. The record is from RefSeq and is a predicted model, not a curated record. Lineage: Eukaryota; Metazoa; Chordata; Actinopteri; Kurtiformes; Apogonidae. Gene Ontology annotation, cellular component: nascent polypeptide-associated complex. The transcript is spliced from 10 exons.